GUGCAAGUCAGUUGAGACGAUUGGCAUAUGCAAGGUCCGUAAGGGGCCAUGGGUAAUUCCAGCAGGCGAGAAUCAAUGGACUGUUCUACACUGGGCGAGCUUGCUUGAAGGUGCCAAGAUGGCGAUGGAGAAAGAUCCCCACAAGAAAAACAGGACGGUUUGGAUCGCUCUCGAGGCCGGUUGUGACUCUGCUGUGGAGUUCGACCCGAACUUACCAGACGAUGUGAAAGACUACGUCAUCGAGCUAGGCAACGCCACCAACGCCAGCACUUUGGUGGUUACGGUGCUCCAGGUGUUCAUGUCUACCGAGACGAUUCUUUCUGGAUGGGCAAUCCAGAAGGAAAAGGUAACUGCUACUGGUGACGGUUGUGGCGGGGCGCUUACGCUCUACGCUCGCAGGCAUGCCUAUGCCAACACUGUAUUCUCUGGCCGCUGGCGCUCACAGAACGCGCUCGACGUGACGAUCAACACCUACAACCUUUUGCAGACAACGAUGACAUCAGCAGGCAUUUCAAUUUGGGAUCAGAUGGUAUCUUAUUUCGAGACAAAGGCUGACUACAUGCAUGAGUACAUGAAGGACACGAACGCGGUCAUCCAGAACAUCAGUUGCAUUUGCAAGGUGCUGUGCUCUACUUAUCCCGACUUCGUCGUUCCUGUCGUUGCCCUCGUGAUCCCGCACCUCGAGUCUGAACCCCUCGGGGCGUGCCCAGCGCUGCCAGAUGGCAUUCCGCAGGGCAAGUUGCGAAAGCUGUCAGAGGCCAUGGUGAGGAACUUACUGGCGAGCAUGGCCGACAGCGCGACUAUGAAGGCGAAGGUCUCUGCGGGGUGCGCGUGCGCAUCGGAUGGGGACAACGACGUGUCUUUCCUGAGUGACGUGAUCCAGUUCACCGCGAUGCUCAAGCACAAGCUGAACGUCCCCCAGGACAACCUGAACGCAUACUCGUCGAUCCUGUGCUUCUGCCAGCUGCAGGGAGAGAUACAAGUUCCAGGGAAUGGCAACACCCCAGCGAGGACGAUCAGCAGAUACACCGCGAUGAAGCGCCACAUCAUCAACGCUGCAUUCAAAGCAUCUGGCAUGGCAAAGAAGCCCAGCGACCUUGAGAUCUACUACGCCGACGCAGGGGACGACAGCCAGCUUGCAGAGUCGCCCAGCAAGGCGCCUCUGGAGGAGAAGACUGACGAGACGCUCUUGGACACCUUCAAGACCUUGCAGGACAACGGUUCGGCGGCCCGCAUGAAGUCCUACCUGAUGGUGAACCCGAUCGACAAGCCGAUCCAGUUGCACAUGGCAGUCUGCGGGAUUACGAGCAAGGUCUACACGUCUAUGAUUGGAGCAUGCGGUGGUGCAGAGGGCAAGUCUGGAACUCCAGAUUGCCAACGUGAGCUGAUCGAAGAGGCCACGAAGCGCGUGGUCACUGCCGUCAUGGAUGAGAUGCCGUUGGCGUUCGACGAGAUAGUGAUAAACUUUGGACAAUUGUCGGAAUUCAAAUUUGCUUUGACAACUGUUUCAACCAGGAGCGACUAUGCCGACACGGAGCUUCUGAGGAAGACGUGCGAAGAGAUGGGCGUGAUCGGGGCCACCGGCCGCAAGAAGCUGAACAUGGUCAGGCUGAACACGUUCUUCGCAGUGUGCAGCACGUUAUCUACGAUGCAGGUCCCCCUCAACGGCACUCCGAAAUACAUGUUUGGCUUGCUGUCUGUGCAGGACGUCUUCAAGAAGAUCGCGGAGUCCAUCGAGAGCCAGCGGUGCGGAGCGCAGGAGCCCAUCGAUAUCAAGAUCAUCACCAAGGCCAUCGACGGCGACGUGUCCAUGGCUGUCUUCGGCGACUGUUUCAGCAAGGCGUUUGCUGAACUGGUGGUGACGGUGAACAAGGUUUGCCCGACCAAGGCGAAGGCGCAUCACACGCUCGUCGCGGGCCUGAGGGGGAAGCUGCAGGGCUUCACUCAUACGCAGAUGAAGGAGUUCGUCGUGUCGCAGGGCUUGCAGAGUAUCGAGGUGCCGCCAUCCAUGGGAAUCUUCUCGUCUGUGAAAGCUGCGCUGGUAGAGGAUGUCAUGACUGCGGUUAAAAAGAAGUGCACCGACACGACCUUGGCAGCCACGAUCCUCGUCGGCAACGUUGGCGACAAGGUGACGAUCCUGCGCGACCAGCUGGCCAAGGCAAGCGCCACCACUACAACUGCGGCGGCAACAGCGGCGGUCGUGGCACCGACUGCGGGGCAGACGACUACUCCAACCAAGACUGCCAAGGAACCAGUCCCCAUCGCCGUCGACGACGGCAAGGGCAUUCCCCAGGGCGACUUCAACCUGACCAGCCUGGGGGUCACGCAGUGGAUCAGCAUGCUCACCGAUGAGGACCGCUCGAAACUAACAUACAAUAUUAAUGACACCAGCUUCCUUCUCGCCCUCACUUCUUCUCCCCGCCUUUCCUCCCAAAUUCGAGAGGAGCUGAAGUCCAACGGGCCCGACCACCUUGCCAUGACCAGCGCGACGAAGGCGCGGGUGAUCGCCUCUGUGCAGGGCCAUUUCAUGCCACCCGCUGACGGACUGCAAGGCCGCUUUCUCCGCGACGUGCUGAUUGACUUUUCCAGGAAGAAGAGCGUGGGGACCUUGACAGCUCGUCUGGCGGCAGACGCAACGACCACGGAGGCUCCCGAGUUCGUUUGUUGGGGCAGGGUGGUAGAUGCGAUCGCUGCGAGGAGCCUUCCGCGUGGCACUCUGCUUCCACUGGGGACAAGCAAUGGUUUGAGUUUGUUCCUGGAUGGCUCGAAGCUCCUCAACCCUUUGGUUUCAGACGCAUGCAUCGCAUGGAUGCUCCCGAUGAUCAAGGACGACGUGGACGGUGAGACCAACGCCGAUGCUGCCCCCUUGGUGGACAGCGCGGCCAACCCUGAGGCUGGUGCAUGCGCAGCUGGCAGCAGCAGCGGUGCCCAGCCGCCCAGCAAGAAGCGCAAGGGCGCCUCCGCUGCCAAGGCGCAGCAGGCGCAGCAGGCAGCACCCCCAGCAAAACCACAGCCGAAGAAGGCUGGCAAUCGCAAGAAGCUUUCUCACACGCACUCUGUCGAAUUCGAGACCGUGCAAUUUGAUGUCGAGGUCGACUCGACUGCCAAGGUUUUCACUUUCGAGAGGCCUUUCUUGAAAUCCAACCGCCCCCUCAAAGCAGGCGAGACUCUUCGUCGCAAAGCCUUCGAGUGGACGGAGGCCAACUCCCCAGGCGAG
Prorocentrum cordatum is the source of this 3217-nucleotide messenger RNA. Lineage: Eukaryota; Dinophyceae; Prorocentrales; Prorocentraceae. The record is from the annotation of a GenBank genome assembly.